Talaromyces proteolyticus is the source of this 1248-nucleotide messenger RNA. RefSeq lists its product as uncharacterized. The record is from RefSeq and is a predicted model, not a curated record. Bases 1 to 1248 code for a protein of 415 amino acids. The transcript is spliced from 2 exons. Lineage: Eukaryota; Fungi; Ascomycota; Eurotiomycetes; Eurotiales; Trichocomaceae.
AUGUUCCUUGCAUUAUUCCUGUUGCCUGUCUUGGGUUCUGCUGAUAGCGAUUCGGGCAGCCAGCAACAAUAUCAACACAAUGCUGUUGGAGUGCGAAAGAUGACAGAUGAGGAGGGCGAGAAAUUUUAUUUCGACUAUUGGGACUUUGGUGGUUUGCCUGGAUCGUCUUCUGCCGUCAAUGAUAGCUCUCUCGUAGGCAGGCAGCUCGACACGCAGGAUCAAAUACCAGAGCUGCGACCUGCUUUAGCACUGCAUGGAAGAAACGUGUCUGACAGUUUCCAUCUUCCUGAAAAGUUUUCUGGUCCUGCACGACGUGCUCUGUUCAUUCUCCUUGGAAGGGAUUUUAAAUGUCCCACUGGAACAUCCAGCUGCGCUUCGAUCGGCCAGCCAGAUAGCUGCUGUAGCGAUAGCGAUACAUGCGAGCUGGUGCAGGAUACCGGGCUGGGCGUUGUUGGCUGCUGCCCAGAAGGCGAAGCAUGUGGUGGAACUUUGAGUUCGUGUGCGCAGGGUUAUGCAAGUUGCUCAAGCAGCCUUGGUGGAGGCUGUUGUAUCCCGGGCUAUAAAUGCGUGACUGGUGGAUGUGUUUUUGUGUCGACAUAUACUAUUACACAGCAAUCGACUACUUUCGUGGCGUCGUCUACCAUCUCGACUGUAUCGGUGGAACCAAUUACGAGCUUCACAACUACUUCUUCCUCCUCUUCAUCCUCAUCAACGUCAACAUCUUCAUCAACAUCAACAUCAACAUCAACCUCUACAACAGUAGCUCCUGUACCUCCUGUUAGACCUACUACUGAUUCUCAAACCACCAUAACCUCUGCCCCUUCUACCACCUCCAGCUCAGUUUCUACCGGAGCUUCAGUCUGCCCGACUGGAUUUUAUGCCUGCUCUGCCGUCUACGAAGGCGGAUGCUGCCGUACGGGAAGAGACUGUGAUACAACAUCCUGCCCAAUAACGUCGUCAACCACGAUCAUCAAUACCGACGGCGUCACCAUCGCCGUUCCCACCGGCAGCGCAGCGACAACGGCGUCCGCCGGUUCCUGUGCCACCGGGUGGUUCAGCUGCGCUGCUUCUGCCGGCGGCGGCUGCUGUCCCAGCGGAUUCGCCUGCGGUGCCAGCUGCACAGCGACGGCAUCUGGGACAGCCACAGGGACGGUGGGGAAAACCCAGCCUGGUGUGGGUGGGAGGAAUUCUGCGAAUAUGUACAUUUGCGGGCUGGCGGUGUUGUGCGCGUUGUUACUUCAGGGUUGA